UACCGCGCCAAUGGUCACUCUAAUAAACGCCCACCACAGCAAACUCGUUUUUUUGAGUGGAGAAAUGGAGGAAGAAGAGUCGUCGGAGCUCUCGAGCAGCAGUAGUAGCUACAGCACCAGCGAGGAGGAGAGCGUCGGGGAGGAAGAGGAUGAGGACAGCGAGGAGUUGGCCGGGCCCAGGGGCGCCGAGCGAAGCGGCGAGAAGAGCGAGAGGAGGAAACGGCGGCGAAAACUUGCCGGUCGGCGGAGAGAGCUCAGGAGCAAGUACGAGUCGGUGAAAGACUUUAACCCUGAGGCUCGCUCGGCGCAGACGGAGGAGAUAGAGAGAAUACGACGCUUGGAGUUACAGAGAAGCCUACAAGGCGGGGCGCCUAGUGUCGUAGCGCCACCGGUUGAUGGACAGGGAGAGCUAACUAGCCUUCUUGGGAGCGGGCCCGUGUUUCGUAACUUGGCAGAGGAUGAAGAAGAGAGAGAGAGGGUGGUGGACGCGAUUGUCAUUAGUUCGGAUUCGGAAGAAGAGGAGCGGGAGAGGGUGAGGAGGGAGGGAGGAAGGGAAGUGAAGACGGAAGUGGUGGAAGGUGUGAAGGAAGAGAAGGGAGGGAGGUACGAUGUGGUGGGGGAGGAGCGGGACGAUCAGGUGGUAAUCAACUUGGGGCACCCUCCUGACGAGGAAGACGUGACACUGCCUCCUCAGAUUUCACGGAUUAUCAAACCUCACCAGGUGGGUGGUGUCCGGUUCCUGUACGACAACCUCAUAGAGAGUCUGUCCCGAUUCCAUACCAGCACGGGGUUCGGCUGUAUCCUGGCUCAUUCCAUGGGGCUGGGGAAGACCCUGCAAGUCAUCGCGUUUAUCGACAUCUUCUUCCGUUACACUCCGGCCCGCCAAGUCCUGUGUGUUGUUCCAGUUAACACACUUCAGAACUGGGUGGUGGAGUUUGACAAGUGGCUGCCAGACAGAGAGCAAGAGGAGAUGAAGAAGAAGGCUGGGACAGCUUCCACUUCUGGACACAACAAAUCCUCUCGAAGCAAGAACAAGAAGUCGGCUCUCCAGAACGGUCGGUCGUCAAAGAUGGUUGACAGUCAUCUCCAACCUCCCUCGUCCUCCUCGCUCUACCCUGCCCCUAGCAACGGCCUCCUGGCAACAAACAGUGCCGUUUCCAUGCCGACUUCGGGAGAAAACAACAGCUUGUUUGUGGGGGGUGAGGUUUUGACGGAAUCGGACCAGCAACUUUUGCUGAGUGUCAUGUCGUCUACAGACACUAGCUCUGCCCACUCUUCAGGAAGCCAAGUUCAGACCACACCUACUCUACUCGGUGGUGUGUCGGGGUCGCGACCCCACACCCCGAAUCCCGGGAUUGCGAACUCUCGUUCCCAUACGGCCAGUCCGAGUACACCAGAUGUUCAGUACCGGAGUUUCAGACUGUUUGUUCUGUCUGAGACCAGCCGCAGUAUGGAGGCGAGAGUGCGGCUUAUCAAACAGUGGAGGGAGGAAGAGAUCCAGAGAGCUCUGUGUGUUCCUGGGCCCGACCUGAUUGUCUGCGACGAGGGACACCGCAUCAAGAACAGCUACACCGACAUCUCCCAGGCCCUCAAGAAAAUCAGAACAAGACGAAGGGUUGUACUGACCGGCUACCCGCUCCAAAACAAUCUAUUGGAAUACUGGUGUAUGGUCGACUUCGUACGUCCCAAGUACCUCGGCACAAAACAGGAGUUUAGCGAUCUCUUCGAGCGACCGAUUACAAACGGACAAUGCGUUGACAGCACUGCACAGGACGUGCGGACUAUGAGGUAUCGAUCACAUGUACUGCACACUCUCCUCAAAGGUUUUGUACUGCGUCGAGGUCACGACAUUCUCAAGAACGCUCUGCCGAUGAAAUUUGAGCACGUCCUCCUCGUCCGUCCUUCCCCCGUACAAGCAGCUCUGUAUGACUACAACAUGAACAAUCUACAGCAGGGGGGAACCUCUACUACUGCUGGCCCUCUCAAGGGCUUUGCCGUCUGUACCAAGAUCUGGAACCAUCCGGACAUCUACUACAACGAGGCCAUGAAGUUGCCAGACGCCAAGAAGAGCUGUGCGACAAGCUGGCAGGAGGAGGUGGGCCUACCAAAGAACCUACUGCCCAAAGGAGAGACAAACAAGUUGGAAUGGCCAAAUGAAGCCCUAGCAAUGCUCCCACCCUACCAAACUGGUCGCCUUGACAACAGCCCCAAGAUGGUGGUUGCCAUGGAGAUCCUAGACCGCUCGGUCCAAAUGGGAGACAAACUCCUCAUUUUCAGUCAGUCCCUCCUGGCUCUGUCGUACAUCGAGAGCUUGCUGGUGCGGCGUCCCAUUCCCAUUCCCCAUUCCGCCGGUCCUUCGGGCGAGGUCCAGUACUCCGGUACCAUGUGGAGCAAGAACGUCAACUUUUGCAGGUUGGACGGCAGUACAAGCAGUGCAGACAGAGACAGACUCAUAACUGCUUUCAACUCUCCUGCCAACUCUGAGAUGUGGGUCUUUCUCCUGUCCACCAAAGCUGGAUGUCUGGGUAUUAACCUGAUAGGAGCCAACAGAGUCAUUGGUGUACCGGUACGGUCAGACGAAAACCGUGCCACAUCUACCGACUGGUGUGCGACGGGACCAUGGAGAGAAAGAUCUACGACCGACAGAUCUCCAAACAGGGAAUGGCAGAACAUGGCCCUCGAUGCCGUCCACUUUACGUUUGACCAAGUCCUCUUUAUUCUUUGCCAGCACUUCGGUCCACUCCUAACCAAGAUGCCGUUCAGACACGAGUCGCUGCUGUUGGACUCUGCCCACGAGAAAAUGACGGAGGUGGAAAAGAUGUUUGCCAUGAGGGGUUUCCAGCAAGACUGGAACGCUCGCAAACGCAACAACGUCCCUCAGCAGGCUCCUGUCGUAGUGCAUCCUGUCGUAGUGCAUCCUGUUAAAUCGCAGCCACUUCAACAACCUCGUCAACUGGGGUCUCCCUUGACCACGCCCCCUCUGUCACACCCCUCUUUGACCACACCUCCUCAGCCACACCCACCCACUUCUCUCUCAAUUUCGCCGUAUUCCAACACACGAGUCAGCCUCCCUUCCACAUCAUCAAUCACACCUUCCAGCCACGCUGCCCAACUACAUUCCCAUUCCACACUCCAGUACAGUCACAGUCCCGUUCCAUCCUCUGGUAUAGAAAUGGGGUACGGAAAUGCGGCAGUUUCAAACGACAUCAUAUGGUUGGACUCUGACGGUGAAUAUGAUUGGGCGCAACCUCCUCCUAGUGACGCAGCAAUCCCCAACAGUAGCAGCAGUCACACUGCUCAAGCUACCCUAUUGCCCGGACCAAAGGUCCUCACUGUCCCUAUCUCUUCCUCUCUUAACCCCGCUCACCCGGGUCCUGGAGGCUCCACUGGCCAUGCCACCCAGGGAGGCUUCGCGACUAGGGGUGUGUUUGACGCCGCUCUCUCGCAGCUGACCGAGGUUCUCAGACAGAGGGAGGUAGCGGGUGGAGAAAGAAACACAAACGAAACUCCUUCGUUCUUUUCUUCCUCCAAUUCCGGUCCAGCUACUGGUCCGAUUCCGGUACCACAGGCGGGCGGUAUGGGAAUGAGACCUCAGACUAGCCACACUCCAGGGUUGAAUCCCGUAUAUUUUCAUGCUGAUCCUGGGCAGCACUUAACUGCACAUCAUUCUGGGCAACCUCCUCCGUAUUCGGGGCAACCCGCAAUGUAUUUGGGUCAGAGUGGCCCAAAUUCGUAUGAUACCAAUCGUCAGUUCACUACCAUUCCUCGCUCCCAGCCCUCUUCAGACUCAGCAGCUUCAACCAGUCGUCUUCAACUCAGCCCCACGUUUACUUCCCUCCUAAACACGACGACCAACAAUAACGUUGCUCCUUCUCCAGUCCAGCAGUACUCUGAUCUUCCUCUACCUUCCUCUUCUCUUCCCGAUCAUGCCACCCAAGCUCUUUCCAUCUUGGCUUCAGCUGCGUUGAGGGAUCAGGCAAGAACACUACACCAACCAGCCCCCACACAAACAACGUCAUCUGCACUGCAACACAGUAGGCCUCCCGAGGCAGCUGCGUCGCAAUCGGUCUUGGAUAUGAUGGGGUCUCCCCCUCAUCCGUUGUUCAGUCCACCCAAGUUGCCGCUGCACAGAGAAACUGGGGUCUCCAUUGAUUCGUGUGUCACUCGAUCCCCGGCUGCCGUUCAAACUGUUUUUAACUCUCAACCGCCGUUUUCUUCUCCGCCUCACUCUGUCCAAGCAGGCCCCUCUCCGCCCUCUGCUUCUCCCUUUCCUUGCUCCACACCCUCUCCACUUUCCCAACCUCCCACCCCCUCCACCUCCAUUCCCCUGCUCUCCCCAGUUGCUGCUCACCUCUUCCAGGCGCACGUGAUUAACGUGUUGCCGUGGAAACCGUUUAUCGGAAAAAGAAGGGUGUGUCUGCUCGCCAGCUUCAUUGCGCAGCUCUCUCGCAAGGCCAUCUCCGAAAAGAUAAAAUGGGGUGCGGCAGUUCCACGCCGGCCUCUGCUCCGCAGUCCCAGCAAACCCCAGCACCCGCCGCAGGUAAGUCGUUCACCAGGUGAGCCAGCCACUAACCAGCAGCAGUCACAACAGUCUGAAAGACCUGAGUUUGAUGCGCUUGACAACUACCCAGACCUCUCCAAGCACAGUAACCACAUGGCCAAACACCUUACAAAGGAGAUGUACAAAAAGCUGGCUCCCCUUACAACACCCAAGGGCUUCACACUCGACCGAGCCAUUCAGACGGGUGUUGAUAACCCGGGGCACCCCUUCAUCAUGACGGUAGGUCUCGUUGCUGGAGAUGAAGAGUCGUACGAAACAUUCUCGGACCUUUUUGACCCUGUCAUCGAGUCUCGUCACAAGGGGUUCAAGAAGACCGACUCGCACAAGACCGACCUCUCAGCUGAAAAACUGGUAGGUGGUGACAACUUGGAUCCCAAGUAUGUCCUCUCUUCACGAGUCCGAACUGGGAGAAGCAUUCGUGGGUUCUGCCUUCCACCAUUCUGCUCCCGAGCAGAGAGGAGAUGCAUUAGAGAUAUCGUCACUCAUGCCUUGGAAUCAUUCGAGGGUGAGUUCCAAGGAAAGUACUAUCCCCUUGGUGGAAUGAGCGAGGAAGAGCAACAACAGCUGAUAGACGACCACUUCCUCUUCGACAAGCCCGUCUCUCCUCUCCUGCUUGCCUCUUGCAUGGCUCGAGACUGGCCUGACGCCCGCGGGAUCUGGCACAAUCAGGACAAGAACUUCCUGGUCUGGGUCAACGAAGAGGACCACACUCGAGUCAUCUCCAUGCAGAAGGGGGGAAACAUGCGAGAGGUCUUCACUAGAUUCUGCAACGGCUUGGCCAAGUUCGAGGGGGCCAUCAAGAAGGAAGAGAGGGAGUUCAUGUGGAACGAGCACCUCGGCUUCAUCCUCACCUGCCCCUCAAACCUCGGCACAGGGCUCCGCGCAGGGGUGCACCUCAAGAUCCCACUUGCUAGCAAGCUCCCAUUCUUCAAAGCAAUCAUACAGGAGCUCUCCCUCCAAACGAGGGGAGUUGGGGGAGUCGACACCGCACCUGUUGACGGCAUCUUCGACAUCUCCAACUCAGACCGAUUGGGUUUCUCGGAGGUCGAGCUAGUUCAGAAGGUGGUCGAUGGCGUGGAGAAACUGAUCGCAAUCGAAAAGUGCCUUGAACUAAACGCCAUUAUCUUUCCCUUGCUUCCGCCAAAAGUGCAAACCUCAGUUGCAGUGCUGGAAGAUUACCCUGAUCUCUCCAAGCACAACAACCACAUGGCUAGGUGCCUCACGCCACAAAUCUUUGCCAAGCUGGCUCCCCUGAGCACUCCGAAUGGAUUCACUCUCAACAAGGCCAUCCAGACAGGGGUGGACAACCCCGGACACCCCUUCAUCAUGACAGUGGGUAUGGUAGCCGGAGACGAGGAAUCCUACGACACUUUCGCUGAGCUCUUCGACCCUGUCAUCGACGCUCGUCACGGAGGGUACAAGAGAAACGACAAACACAAAACCGACUUGGACCCAAGUCACUUGAAAGGCGGCGAAGACCUCGAUCCAAAGUACGUACUUUCGUCUCGAGUUCGUACGGGAAAAAGCAUCCGAGGGCUUAGCUUGCCUCCGUCCUGCACGAGAGCCGAAAGAAGAGAAGUUGAGAGGGUCACAACCACUGCUCUGGGCAGCUUUGACGGAGGGUUCCAGGGGAAGUACUACCCUCUCAACGGAAUGACCGAGGUAGAGCAGCAGCAGUUGAUAGACGACCACUUCCUCUUCGACAAGCCCGUCUCUCCUCUCCUGCUUGCCUCUCGCAUGGCUCGAGACUGGCCUGACGCCCGCGGGAUCUGGCACAAUCAGGACAAGAACUUCCUGGUCUGGGUCAACGAAGAGGACCACACUCGAGUUAUCUCCAUGCAGAAGGGGGGAAACAUGCGAGAGGUCUUCACUCGAUUCUGUGACGGAUUGGCCAAGUUCGAGGUGGCCAUCAAGAAGGAAGAGAGGGAGUUCAUGUGGAACGAGCACCUCGGCUUCAUCCUCACCUGCCCCUCAAACCUCGGCACAGGGCUCCGCGCAGGGGUGCACCUCAAGAUCCCACUUCUCAGCAAACACGGCAAGUUUGGUUCCAUCCUGAAGAGCCUUCGUCUCCAGAAACGAGGUACGGGAGGAGUGGACACUGAAUCCACCGACGGCACCUUUGACAUCUCCAACUCUGACCGACUCGGCUUCUCAGAGGUGGAGCUGGUGCAGAAAGUUAUCGACGGUGUCAAGCUUAUGAUCGAGAUGGAAAAAACCCUCGAGACAGGGCUCCUGAUCAACAAUCUCAUCCCAGAUGAAAACGGAGAAACGAGGCACCCUGACUACCCCGAUCUCUCCAAGCACAACAACCACAUGGCUAGAUGCCUCACGCCACAAAUCUUUGCCAAGCUGGCUCCCCUGAGCACUCCGAAUGGAUUCACUCUCAACAAGGCCAUCCAGACUGGGGUGGACAACCCCGGACACCCCUUCAUCAUGACAGUGGGUAUGGUAGCCGGAGACGAGGAGUCCUACGACACUUUCGCUGAGCUCUUCGACCCUGUCAUCGACGCUCGUCACGGAGGGUACAAGAAAGACAACAAACACAAAACCGACUUGGACCCAAGUCACUUGAAAUGCGGCGAAGACCUCGAUCCAAAGUACGUACUUUCGUCUCGAGUUCGUACGGGAAGAAGCAUCCGAGGGCUUAGCUUGCCUCCGUCAUGCACGAGAGCCGAAAGAAGAGAAGUUGAGAGGAUCUCAACCACUGCUCUGGGCAGCUUUGACGGAGGGUUCCAGGGGAAGUACUACCCUCUCAACGGAAUGACCGAGGAACAGCAACAGCAGUUGAUAGACGACCACUUCCUCUUCGACAAGCCUGUCUCUCCUCUCCUGCUUGCCUCUCGCAUGGCUCGAGACUGGCCUGAUGCCCGCGGGAUCUGGCACAAUCAGGACAAGAACUUCCUGGUCUGGGUCAACGAAGAGGACCACACUCGAGUCAUCUCCAUGCAGAAGGGGGGAAACAUGCGAGAGGUCUUCACUAGAUUCUGUGACGGCUUGGCCAAGUUCGAGGCGGCCAUCAAAAAGGAAGAGAGGGAGUUCAUGUGGAACGAGCACCUCGGCUUCAUCCUCACCUGCCCCUCAAACCUCGGCACAGGGCUCCGCGCAGGGGUGCACCUCAAGAUCCCACUUCUCAGCAAACACGGCAAGUUUGGUGCCAUCCUGAAGAGCUUAUGUCUACAGAAACGAGGUACGGGAGGUGUGGACACUGAAUCCACCGACGGCACCUUUGACAUCUCCAACUCUGACCGACUCGGCUUCUCAGAGGUGGAGCUAGUGCAGAAAGUUAUCGACGGUGUCAAGCUGAUGAUCAAGAUGGAAAAAACCCUCGAGACAGGGCUCGUGAUCGACAAUCUCAUCCCAGAUGAAAACGGAGAAACGAGGCACCCCGAUUACCCCGAUCUCUCCAAGCACAACAACCACAUGGCUAGGUGCCUCACGCCACAAAUCUUUGCCAAGCUGGCUCCCCUGAGCACCCCGAAUGGGUUCACUCUCAACAAGGCCAUCCAGACAGGGGUGGACAACCCCGGACACCCCUUCAUCAUGACAGUGGGUAUGGUAGCCGGAGACGAGGAGUCCUACGACACUUUCGCUGAGCUCUUCGACCCUGUCAUCGACGCUCGUCACGGAGGGUACAAGAAAGACAACAAACACAAAACCGACUUGGACCCAAGUCACUUGAAAUGCGGCGAAGACCUCGAUCCAAAGUACGUACUUUCGUCUCGAGUUCGUACGGGAAAAAGCAUCCGAGGGCUUAGCUUGCCUCCGUCCUGCACGAGAGCCGAAAGAAGAGAAGUUGAGAGGGUCACAACCACUGCUCUGGGCAGCUUUGACGGAGGGUUCCAGGGGAAGUACUACCCUCUCAACGGAAUGACCGAGGAACAGCAACAGCAGUUGAUAGACGACCACUUCCUCUUCGACAAGCCUGUCUCUCCUCUCCUGCUUGCCUCUCGCAUGGCUCGAGACUGGCCUGACGCCCGCGGGAUCUGGCACAAUCAGGACAAGAACUUCCUGGUCUGGGUCAACGAAGAGGACCACACUCGAGUUAUCUCCAUGCAGAAGGGGGGAAACAUGCGAGAGGUCUUCACUCGAUUCUGUGACGGAUUGGCCAAGUUCGAGGUGGCCAUCAAGAAGGAAGAGAGGGAGUUCAUGUGGAACGAGCACCUCGGCUUCAUCCUCACCUGCCCCUCAAACCUCGGCACAGGGCUCCGCGCAGGGGUGCACCUCAAGAUCCCACUUCUCAGCAAACACGGCAAGUUUGGUUCCAUCCUGAAGAGCCUUCGUCUCCAGAAACGAGGUACGGGAGGAGUGGACACUGAAUCCACCGACGGCACCUUUGACAUCUCCAACUCUGACCGACUCGGCUUCUCAGAGGUGGAGCUGGUGCAGAAAGUUAUCGACGGUGUCAAGCUGAUGAUUGAGAUGGAGAAAGCACUCGAGGAAGGGAAAGGCAUAGAAGAUCUAAUACCAACCGAGUAA
Geodia barretti is the source of this 9037-nucleotide messenger RNA. The record is from the annotation of a GenBank genome assembly. NCBI's taxonomy places the organism in Eukaryota, Metazoa, Porifera, Demospongiae, Tetractinellida, Geodiidae.